CGGUAGAAUUGAGCGCUAGCUGCCAGCUAGUCGCCUACAGAAACAUCCAUGUAGCUCACUAGCUGUCUGCUAGCUUAUGGCUCGAGGGCUUUAGUCCGAUAUGAUUUUUCGCCUGUCGUUUACAUAUGGCUUAUCAGCGGAUGGCCAGUUAACUACGCAGCCAUAUCGAAUUGCUGGCAAACCUCAUCAGUCGAGAGCAACAUGUCUCUGAGUGUUUGCCGUUAUGUCAUCCAUGUAACCCAGCAUCUAGGCGAGGCUACUCGUAAUAACAGCCAGAAAGUAAGUCAUUUAACGCCACAUAUUUUACGUCAGAUGCUGAGCAAAUGACCGGAAGUGUCACCAUUAUUGUUUCGUAGACAACCAGUUUAUUAGCCUAAUGUCAGGCUCGUGCAGAACGCUUAACAUCGUAUUCUGCAGAUGCAGAAAUUGGCAUCAGUGAUUUUAAGGACGAUCCUCUAAGUUAAUGACCUUAAACACAGGGCCUGUGGUGGAAGGGAUCAUGGGAAUAACUGGCAAAUGAUUUCUUACCGUUACAUUAUUAUUGAAAUGCAUGAAAACUAGCCUACUGCGUCCAUUACGUGUGCACCGGUUGACGAGUGGCCCCUGUCUGUUUGUAAAAGGCCCUUAGUCUUGUUCGAACAGGUAGGCCUACCUCCGAAUUGUCAAUAGGCAAGAGAGCGUUAAAUUGACAAAUUCUUUAAUGGAGCUUGGCGCGACGUGAGAAAGUCCGAGGUCAAGUAUCCUGUCAGAGAAGCGCUGUCUAAACAAACCCAGAAAGAAAUGUUUUCUGCCAGCUCGCCCCCCGUGGACGGUCUCCCUGUCUGUCUCCCUGUCUCCCGGGCCUGUCUCCCGGGCCUGUCUCCCUCUUCGGGCUCCAGUUUGUGCGUUGCUUGGCGUGAUGGAUAAUGCUCAUACUAAGACGGUGGAGGAGGUUUUGGGCUUCUUCAGUGUAAAUGAGUCUACAGGUCUGAGCUGCGAGCAGCUGAAGAAGAACAGGGAGAGAUGGGGACCCAAUGAAUUGCCAGCUGAAGAAGGGAAGUCACUUUGGGAGCUGGUCCUGGAACAGUUUGAGGAUCUGUUGGUUCGAAUCUUGCUGCUGGCUGCAUGCAUCUCCUUUACCCUCGCUUGGUUUGAAGAAGGGGAGGGGACAAUCACAGCCUUUGUUGAACCCUUCGUCAUCCUCCUCAUCCUCAUCGCCAAUGCUAUUGUAGGAGUGUGGCAGGAGCGUAAUGCAGAGAACGCCAUUGAGGCUCUGAAGGAGUACGAGCCAGAGAUGGGCAAGGUGUACCGACAGGACAAGAAGAGUGUCCAGAGAGUCCGAGCCCGAGACAUCGUUCCUGGAGACAUUGUGGAAGUCGCUGUUGGUGAUAAGGUCCCAGCUGACAUCAGGCUGACGUCCAUUCGUUCCACCACUCUGAGGGUGGACCAGUCCAUUCUGACGGGGGAGUCUGUGUCCGUGCUCAAACACACAGACCCUGUACCAGAUCCCCGAGCUGUCAACCAGGACAAGAAGAACAUGCUCUUCUCUGGUACCAACAUUGCAGCGGGGCGAGCCAUCGGGGUUGUCGUGGCGACAGGGGUGCAGACAGAGAUUGGGAAAAUCAGAGAUGAGAUGGCCUCCACUGACCCUGAAAGGACCCCACUACAACAGAAACUAGACCAGUUUGGAGAACAGUUGUCUAAGGUCAUCAGUGUGAUCUGUGUGGCAGUGUGGGCCAUCAAUGUGGGACACUUUAAUGAUCCAGUCCAUGGAGGCAGCUGGCUGAGAGGAGCGGUUUACUACUUCAAGAUUGCUGUCGCACUGGCUGUAGCUGCCAUACCAGAAGGCCUCCCAGCAGUCAUCACUACCUGCCUGGCACUGGGUACCAGAAGGAUGGCCAGGAAGAAUGCCAUCGUCCGCAGCCUGCCAUCAGUGGAGACGCUGGGUUGUACCUCUGUUAUCUGCUCUGACAAGACAGGAACACUGACCACUAACCAGAUGUCAGUCUGCAGGAUGUUUGUUGUAGAAAGUGUGUCAGGGGAGCGCUGCAGACAGAGCGAGUUCACAGUGACUGGAUCUACUUAUGCCCCCGAAGGGGAAGUUUAUAAAGAUGGCUCAGUGGUAAAGUGCAGUCAGUAUGAAGGCCUGGUGGAGAUGGCCUCCAUCUGUGCACUGUGCAAUGACUCAUCACUGGACUACAAUGAGGCAAAGGGUGUGUAUGAGAAGGUGGGGGAGGCAACAGAGACUGCCCUCUGCUGUCUGGUGGAGAAAAUGAACGUGUUCGACACCGACCUGAGAGGACUGAGCCCUGCUGAGAGAGCUACAGCGUGCUGCUCUGUGAUUAAGCAGCUGAUGAGGAAGGAGCUGACGCUGGAGUUUUCCAGAGACAGGAAGUCCAUGUCUGUCUUCUGUUUAUCCAAUAAACUCACCAGGUCUGCCUCCGGAGCCAAGAUGUUUGUCAAGGGAGCUCCAGAGAGUGUGUUGGAGCGCUGUAAUUAUAUCCGGGUCAGCAGUUCUGCUCGCGUGCCUUUGAGCCCGGCAGUUCGAGAGCAGCUCCUGUCCACUCUGCGUGAAUGGGGAUCGGGCCGAGACAUGCUGCGUUGCCUUGCCAUGGCAACCAGGGACACACCCCCUGACAUCCACUCCCUCAACCUGGAGAACUCAGCUGCCUUUGCUGGCUAUGAGUCGGACCUGACCUUUGUGGGCUGUGUGGGCAUGUUGGACCCCCCCAGGAAAGAGGUGCUUGGCGCAGUCCGAAUGUGUCGGCAGGCUGGCAUAAGAGUCAUCAUGAUCACAGGUGACAACAAAGGGACAGCCCUGUCUAUCUGUCGGAGGGUGGGCAUUAUCACGGAGCAGGAAGAGGAGCAGGAGGGCGCAGGGGUCAUCGGGGGCCUGACGGGGCGGGAGUUUGAUGAGCUGCCCCCUCACCUGCAGCGUGAGGCCUGCAGGACGGCACGGUGCUUCGCCCGGGUGGAACCAGCACACAAGAGUCGUAUAGUGGAGUAUCUGCAGAGCCUGAGUGACAUCACUGCUAUGACAGGUGAUGGGGUGAACGACGCGCCAGCGCUGAAGAAGGCGGAGAUCGGCAUUGCUAUGGGCAGCGGCACGGCAGUGGCCAAGUCGGCCUCUGAGAUGAUCCUGGCUGAUGACAACUUCUCCACCAUCGUGGCUGCAGUGGAGGAGGGCAGAGCCAUUUACAACAACAUGAAACAGUUCAUCAGAUACCUGAUAUCAUCCAACAUAGGAGAGGUGGUCUGUAUUUUCCUGACAGCCGCACUGGGCAUGCCUGAAGCGCUGAUCCCAGUCCAGCUGCUAUGGGUCAACCUGGUCACCGACGGUUUCCCAGCAACAGCUCUGGGCUUCAACCCUCCGGACCUGGACAUCAUGUCCCGCCCUCCCCGCUCCCCCAAAGAGCCUCUGAUCUCCAGUUGGUUGUUCUGUCGCUACCUCAUCAUCGGAUGUUACGUGGGAGCAGCCACUGUCGGAGCGGCUGCCUGGUGGUUUAUGGCAGCCCACGACGGGCCGAAGCUUUCCUUCUAUCAACUGUCCCACUACCUGCAGUGCAGUGAAGGCCACGUUGAGUUUGCUGGUGUGCAGUGUUCAGUCUUUGAGUCUCCUUAUCCCAUGACAAUGGCCCUGUCUGUACUGGUUACCAUCGAGAUGUGUAACGCCUUGAACAGUCUUUCAGAGAACCAGUCCCUGCUGAAAAUGCCUCCCUGGUCAAACCCCUGGCUGGUGGGAGCCAUCUGUCUGUCCAUGGCUCUACACUUCCUCAUUCUAUAUGUAGACCCACUGCCGGUGAUAUUCCAGAUACGUCCUCUGUCGUGGCCUCAGUGGGUGGUGGUGUUGAAGAUGUCACUUCCUGUCAUCUUGAUGGACGAGGCUCUCAAGUUCCUGGCCCGCAACUACAUCGAGCCAGGAAGCCAGAUCCAGUCCCUGGAGGAAGAGGAGCUGCAGAGGACAAGGGCUAGCGCGGGAUUGGUCAGUGCUUUGAUGACGAGGCUGCAUCAGUCAGUGAAGGGCGUGUCCUGGUCUUUCGUCCUGAUCUCUGCACCACUAGUGAUCUGGAUCUUCAGCCUGGACUCUGACAUCACCAACAUCUUCUGGGAGUGAUGGGAGAAAGAGAGGAUGGGUGGACUGUGGUGGAAGCAGGGAAAGACAGGAAAGGAAAAAAAAAUCAAAAGAAGUGGUGGAAUAAAAUGCAGAGGAUUGGGGGAUGGGAUGUGUAAGGGAGAGAGAAACAAGAGGCAAGCAAAGAUGAUGACUACUUUGCUAAAAUACAAGAAUGUAAGAGAUAAAGAGCCAACAAUCAGAAAACAACAAGAAAGGAAGUGCAAGGCAGUUUUCGACCAUCUCUUCCUCCAAAGGUGCUAUGUGUAGCUUACAGUCGUUCUCAAAGUUGUGAUCACAUUUGAAUCCCAUAGCUUACGUAGAAUCUACUCAUGUGAGCUUUUUUGGACCUACGGAUGCCAGUGUUAGUCAGUUUGUUGGUCCAGAGUUAAAUAUGUCUCUGACAAGAUACCUCUAAAGCUAUACUUUAAUGCUAACAUAGCAUGCUCACCUUUGCAUUCCAAAUACUAAAGGUUACACAAUAAACAUUAGCAUGUUGGCAUGCUAUAAUCUGUUAUUGUAGCUGUCGCAAUCAGCUUUUAGACUUCUGCCAAAUUUGACCCAGAGACACAAAAUAUAAAACAUGUAGAUCAGUGGUUCCCAACGUUUCCGGCUUGUCACAGGUUGCAUUUAUUUUCCAAAGAGUGACAUUUCCCUCUCAGAUUGUUUCAUUUGACUUUUAUAGAGACCAGGAUUGGGUUGCAUCAGCUAUUUGUAAAACCUUCACCAAACCAGUUUGUGUAAAGUCCUUCCUAAGUUCUUACUAACUACUCGCUAGCUUUGACCUAGUAAUUUACUACAUCAGGUUGCGCCAGUAAAACUUGGAAAUGUCUUAGCUAGUAAAGAAUUUAGUAAUGUGUAAAUCUGUUGCUAGCUAUCAUCUGUAGCACUUUCCAGUUUUUCUUAGGUGGCCAAAGUUUGCCUGACGAGCUUUUGUAACUGUAGGGAUGACUUUGCUUUGUUCAUUUAUGAAUACACUGAGAAAACGGUGUGUUUGAGGGUUAGUAGUAUUCAUGUAGUUCAGAGUGGGAGGGAAAUAUCUGAUUAAGCAACGCUAUUUGGUGUAAGGUUAUUGGCAUUAUGUUUUGUAAUUUGAGAUACAUCGUGUUUUUUGUGAAGUGUAAUUUAAAGUCUUAUCAGUUUAUAUCACAAUUAAACAGUUUUUAUCAAGUGUAGUCAGAUAUGUCAGAUAUUUACUUUUCAGUUUAAAGGGGUCAAAUAGUAGCAAGCUAACGCUUUGUCAGUUAGAAGCAGAAGUUACUGGUUGUGAGUAUUUAGUGAUGCGCAAGUCUCCACUUGGUGAAGAGUUGCGUUAUAACAAGACUAACAGUGAGCUUUGGGGGAGCUGGUCCAACCAGACCCUGAAGAGGGGAAAGUAACCAGUACUUUAAAAUAAAAAGGAAAAGAUUGGAGAAGAGGCUGGGAGCCUCUGGUGUUGAUGUUGAAUGACUUCAGAGUCAUUCAACAGCAUGUUGAUCUAUUGAUGGUAAAAUGCUACACAUAGCACCUUUUUAGAUGAAACUUUCUGUUUGAAAAAUGAGUUGAUUAGACAGAAGAAAGAGAAAAGCAUUGGUCCAGAAUGAAACACACACACAGCGUUACAUACACACUGUAAGCCACCAGUAAUAAUAUGUGGUCAGUAACGGGUGAUGAGGCUAGAUAACUCGAUGUUCAAUAGAAUCCCCCAAAUGGCCACUGCAACAGUGUUCAUGCUGCAAUGCAAAAAUAUUCGGUCACAUUAUUGUUAGAACUUCCUUGUAGAUACUGUAAACAAGCAUUUAACCUGUGAAGGAAGACUGUUAGCAGAACAUUACAGAAUGCAUGUCAAUGCACGUCACACAUUUGUAACAUUUGUCAAAGCUGCCGAUCAGCGCAAGUCUGGGGUUGAAGUGGGACGCGUGUACAGCUGGGUGCCUGCAGGUUGUAAAAGGGGUUCAGUUCAUUACCGGCCAUCACAGACCUUCAUUCUGACAGAGCUACAGUUCAAUAUCCUUCAUCCUGCGUCUGACACUGAAAAGCUCUUCAAGUCUUAAAUGUAACUUGACUUGAGCAGUCAGUCAGCUUUUGCUGGUUCUUUAGACAUCCUGCCGCAGAAUUCAAGCCUUCACGCCAGGAGGAAUGAGUUGAGUCUGUUUGAUUAGUUAAGACAUUAUUUCUGUUCGUGGUUAAACACAGUAGCGGUUGUUGUGUCAGCAUCUAAAUGAUGUGACUGCUACAUGUAUGUAAGCUAAAUGGAUUAAUAUGUGUUCUAUUUGUUUAUUACUCUCACUACAUAAGUCCCGCUCAGUACACUACCAAGCUGUUUUUAUUUCAGUUGCUUCCUUUCAGUUCUUUUUCCCCAUACCGGUUUACCAAAGAACUGCCUCUGUGUUAGUGUACUGGGAACCAUUGCAGACGCAGGAUUUCAGUUUGACAACCAGUGCUUUUAGCAAAGCUGUAAUACACAGAUUCCUAAUGAUCUCUCAUACAGUGAGCCUGACAGUGAGUCAGUGUUUCACUUAAAUGUGUUUUUUGUGCGAAUCAGUGACCUGUCUGCCAUUUUCUCCAGUGAUGCCAUCGUGACAUCUCACUCUGUUUGCCAUUGAGGGGAUUUUUUUAUUUGUGGAAAAAGCGUUUUUGAUUCGUGUAGUAUCUUUUGUUGUACUGUAUAUCACAUUUGGCCACAAUGACAGUAUUAGGGCCACUGUUGUUGAGAUUUGGAGAAUAAAGUCAUAAUAUUUGGAGAAUUUGAGAACAAGUCAUACAAGUCCUUCAAAAUUCCGACGUUAUUCUUAUAAUAUUAUGACCUGAUCUCAUAAAAUUGCAAUUUUAUUCUUGUAAUUGUAAGACUUUCUUCUCAAAAUGUCAAUGUCAUGUUUUUUCCACUCUCAAAGUGGCCCUGAUAGUAGGUCAUAGGCUCUUCGCGAUACCAUUUAUUAAAAACAUAAACCAGUUGCUUUAAAAUGGAGAAGCGUUCAACUUUCUGAGGUCAAAAACUUGUGGAAACAGGCACUUUGUGUUUUGUUUUGUCUUUUAAUUGAAACGUUGUUUUAGUCGCUAGUACUCCUUGUUAAUUAUCCAAAACCAUAGAAGACUGUUUUUUUCAGUCUAAAACUUUUCUCAUAUAUAGCUUGAAAAUUGCAAAAAUGACAGAGAGGACGUUUGUUGCAAUAUAAUUAUUUUUAUACCAUAAAGGCAAAAGAAACACAUGUAGAUGCACUUAGUAGUGAGUUGUUGUUUUUUUAAAUUAUUAUUUAUUAAUAUUUUAUUGUUCUGCAAGGGUGUAUUAUGCCAUGACAGCCCAGCUCUGACAAAUCCCCAAUGUACCAACUUUGUUUACAGUGUUUGUUCUUUAUUAAUUAUUAUUGUUGUUAUUAUUAUUAGCUCACAGUCAUGUCUGUAGGAGAAGAAUACAUGGAAGGGAGGGUUUAUAUGGUUCCAGACCAUCACAGUAAGCAGAAGGUCCUUCUUCCUGACUGACUCAUCUGUUUAAAUAAAGGUUGAACUGAAGAAUUUCAUAAAUAGAGAAACUCUUUUCAAAUAUGUUUCUCUCUUCUUUAUUUCCACCUUCUUUCCCUCUUUUCCUCUCUGUCCCCUCACCACUAAGUAACCAACAGCAUUUACGCUGAAGCUAAACCAGGGGGCACCCUUUUGUAGAUUUUACUUUCAAUUUUUUCUUGUUCAUUUUACUGUUGAAACGCGUGUCAUUGUAAAAGAUGUUACAGGAUGAAAAGAACAAUAAACAUAAAAUGGUUCAGA
This is a messenger RNA of Siniperca chuatsi (mandarin fish), 7828 nucleotides long. RefSeq names its product sarcoplasmic/endoplasmic reticulum calcium ATPase 2. The transcript is spliced from 24 exons. The coding region runs from base 899 to 4093 and encodes 1064 amino acids. The record is from RefSeq and is a predicted model, not a curated record. Gene Ontology annotation, cellular component: membrane. NCBI's taxonomy places the organism in Eukaryota, Metazoa, Chordata, Actinopteri, Centrarchiformes, Sinipercidae. Gene Ontology annotation, biological process: calcium ion transmembrane transport; intracellular calcium ion homeostasis. Gene Ontology annotation, molecular function: ATP binding; ATP hydrolysis activity; P-type calcium transporter activity.